AGGUUUUAGAAAACAUGGCAGAAGUGGAGUGCGAGACGAGUAGAGAAUAGUCCAAAAGUCGGUGCAGUGUACGUGAUAAGAGGGCCCUCCCGUACUCUGAAAGGGUCUGACGAUCCACGAUCGAGGAUAGUGUCACUCAUAGGUGCCUAGUGUGAGUAGGUCAGUUAGAAAUUGAACGCCUCCCUACAUACCCCGACCGUCUCCCCCGGCGCCGCGGUGUGACAGUGGACACUAGUCACACAAGCGAACAGAACACUGACUCCCGUCUGUCUCUUCACUCUCGUGCCUGCUACAAAGGACGAUGGCGUCUUUACCUUCAGCCGCGCGAACGCCAGGCCUGGCCACCGUCCAGGAAGUCGACCCGGUGAGUGGGCAUGGGCUACACUGGCCGAACCAUACUGCUGGGAUGGGACGGUGGGAAAGAAGGCUACGCGCCUUCUAGACGAUCUGGGCACUGCUGGCGCGCGUGUCUCCUUGUCUCCCUGGUGUGUUUUGUUUGUUGCCUUGUACGAUGAAGCAGGAGGGGGUGUGAAAUAUGCAGCGUAUGAAUACGUACUGUAUAGAGACGUGAGCGAAGGGGCCACUAGAAUGACUCUCAAUUUAUUGUGAGCACGUCUUAGGUUUCUUCUAUGUGCGUUCCUUUGUCAUUCUAUGCCUGUGCCACAGGCCCUUUUGUACACUUCUUGAACCUUGCGUAUAGCAUGCUGACUUGUCAUACCAACGCUCUGUGGGUGUCCCUGAGUCACACUUGAAACUGUAUGAGUAAUGCAUGUACGUCCAUUUACAAUGUACACCUCAGUGUAUCUAGUGGUUAGAUCGAGUUUCAGUGUGUAGGGGUGAGUCAUAGUAAUAAGGAACCUGUAUAGACGCCAUCGUGAUCUAGUAAUAGGCCGUGUAAGGUGACCGGGGAUUCUGUGUGCAUGCAAAGACUAGGGGGAGACAUGCUCGAGAUGUAUAAGUUUUCAUAACAGCUGCUACUAACAGUGGUGGGCAUUGCGAGCAUGUGUGCAGUGUGUACUACAAAUACCGGGGCUUUGACCGUUGGGUACUCAGUUGAGGCCGCAACAGUCCUGCGUUAGUGGCAGUCGUGUAAGUGUGUGUGUAUGUGUAGACUAAAAGUUGGUGCUCUCAGGAGGUUUUUGUUCCGCUUAGUUCCUGGAAGUUGACAAAACAAAGAUGGACGCUCACAGUCGUCACCACCGUCACAGAGACGGCCACCAUCACCACCACUCCAGUGCCUCACAGGGCUCACACAGACACACCAGUGGCCAUGGUCACAGUAGCCACACUAGCCACAGCAGUCACGGGCACAGCAGCUCGGGCUCGGGCUCGGGCUCGUCUCGCCACCACCACCGCCCCCCCUCCUCGGGACGAGACACGGGGGGCAACUCCUCCUCAUCAGGCAGUCGUAGUCGUCCGUCGUCGUCGUCCCGUCCACCAGGGGACGAGGUGUACGUGGGAAAGUACAAGCUGCUCAAGACGAUUGGGAAAGGAAACUUUGCCAAAGUCAAACUUGCCAGACACAUGCCUACAGGACAAGAGGUGGCCAUCAAGAUCAUUGACAAGACACAACUCAACCCAGGAAGUCUGCAAAAGCUCUUCAGAGAAGUACGGAUAAUGAAGUACUUGGAUCAUCCCAAUAUAGUGAAACUGUUUGAAGUGAUAGAGACUGAGAAGACACUCUAUCUAGUCAUGGAGUACGCCAGUGGAGGAGAGGUAUUUGACUAUCUAGUGGCUCAUGGGAGGAUGAAGGAGAAGGAAGCAAGAGUCAAGUUCAGACAGAUUGUGUCGGCAGUCCAGUACUGUCAUCAGAAACAUGUCAUCCACAGAGAUUUAAAGGCUGAGAACCUACUCCUGGAUGCCAACAUGAACAUCAAGAUAGCCGACUUUGGGUUCAGCAAUGAGUUCACACCGGGCAGCAAGUUGGACACGUUCUGUGGGAGUCCUCCGUACGCGGCCCCGGAGCUGUUCCAGGGGAAGAAGUACGACGGUCCGGAGGUCGAUGUCUGGAGUCUGGGGGUCAUACUCUACACCCUGGUCAGCGGCUCCCUUCCCUUUGAUGGAAACAACCUCAAGGAGUUACGAGAGAGGGUUCUGCGAGGAAAGUAUCGCAUUCCGUUCUACAUGUCCACAGACUGCGAGAAUCUCCUCAAAAAGUUCCUAGUUCUCAACCCUCUCAAGAGAGCCAGUCUCGAGGGUAUUAUGAAGGACAGGUGGAUGAACAUGGGGUUUGACGAGGAGGAGUUGAAGCCAUACAUAGAGCCAGAGGCAGACAUCAACAACCAGGCCAGGAUACAGAGGAUGGUCCAGAUGGGGUUCACGUCAAAGGAGAUUCGGGAGAGUCUGGCAGAGAACCGAUACGACGAGGUGUGCGCCACCUACAUGCUCCUCGAGAGAGAACUCGGAGACUCAAAUCCAAAUGGGAUCAACACUCUGCCGUCGGCCCCCAAUGGGAUGGGAGGAGAGAUGCCGCAGCCGCUAAAGACGGCCUCUGAUGACGGGAACCUCCACCCAGUCGGGAAGAAGAUGUCUGCACCGGGCAUCCUCCAGCCUUACAACCAGCCUCAGCCAUUCAAGGGGAGAAGCUACUCAAUGCGCCAGCCCACCUCGACUCGACGACAGCAGGAAUACGACAGCCAGAGAAACCCUGAGGUUGUGGUCAACGGCAGAGGAACCGAGAGCUCGGAUUCAGUGGGAGGAGGGAAGGUGUCUCCCCACACCAUGGAGGAGAAGCUUGGCUCGGCCCUCAACCCCAACCGGGCAGAGAUGCCUGGCUCCAAGAGAAAAGGCUCCUACGAUCACCCAUCCACGCGACGUCAGACGAUGCAUUUUGAGACCAAUCACAUUGAGAACAGCACCACACACUCGCACACACAACCAGAGAGCUAUGGAGUGCCGGAUCUGACGACAAGUCUGCCAGUGAGGCACCACAGAGUAGCUGGGGCCGCAGUGGUCAGCCAGCACCAGGCCAAGCUGGGCAAGUCACCGAUAGCUGAAUCUGGCUCUGCCAACACCAGACUUUCCCUUCCUCCCAUUGACGAUGACCAGCUUAUCUUCAGGCCAAGUACUGCACCUCAGAACCAACGAGGGCGACCAGUGAUGGACCUGGCGGCCAUACCCAGCAUGCCCACCAACCCCAACUUCACUAGGAACACCCCCGCACGCAGCACCUACGCAUACGGCACUCGCAGCAGACCUCCCCCUCCCUUUGGUCAGCAGUACACUAUCACGGGCGGAGCCAGUGCCGCCCAGCAGGCAGCCAUCGGAGGAGGGUUCUUCAAGAGACUCAUUCCCAAUAGGUUCAGCAAGAGAAAUAGUGGUCCAAGGAAUAGUGGGCGUGGCAACUCGGAGGACAAGCCGCGGUCCCUGCGGUUCACGUGGAGCAUGAAGACCACCAGUAACAUGGACCCUCACGCCAUGGUGGACGAAAUCUGCCGCGUCCUCGACAACAACUCCAUCUCAUACGAGAAGAGAGAGCGGUUCCUCGUCCUGUGUAAUUAUGGGGAGGGCGAGGGGGGCAACCUCGUCCAGUGGGAGAUGGAGAUUUGCAAGCUCCCCCGACUGUCCCUCAACGGCGUCCGUUUCAAACGCAUCUCGGGAAACAGCAUGGAUUUCAAGCAGAUUGCCACAAAGGUCGCGGACGAGCUGAAUCUAUGAUGACGUGUGUCCCUAUUUAUUUGUUGUAUAUCAGCAACACCGUCCACUGUUUUUAGGUGGGAACUAUGGACGAGCGAGCGUGCGUCGACAUUACUACAUGGUAUAAUAUUAAUUUUUGUACUAUAACAUAAUUCUCCACUCACUUAUAUCAAAUUUGUAUAAGAAAAAAUAACAACAAAGCGUGCCUUGAAUGAUUGCAGAUAGAGAGAGCAUAGUCAUUACGUUUUGCAUCCGAGAACAGAACUCCUCUCUAGCUGUGUCUCAUUUAGUUUGUUUGUUUGUACCUCAGUAUGCUACGUAGUUGUACGUACGGUCGCAUCGGAGCAAUUUUAUCCACACUGUGUGUUCCCGCACUAUUGCUGUGUAUGUAGUAUCGAAAUGUCAUUGUGUUAUUAUUAUUACCUGAUUGGCUACCUGCGUCAUCCUUUCUCCUCCUUUGUAAUAAACACUUUGACUCUGUUGCUCUCAUUUUAGAUGUCCACUGUUCUUGUUUAAGUUAUAUACAUCUUGCAUUUUUUACUCUUUGCUUUGAUGAUGAAACCGAUCAAGACAUGUUUAGCAGAUGUCACGCAUGAGAACAUGAAUAGGACUGGAUAAUAAAUAUAGCUCCAGCUAUUAUGAUACAUGUCUAAAGAAGGAGCUGAAACACAGGACACAAAUUUUACUCAAGUACGCAUGCACUCAUGUGCGAAACUAGCACAAGAGAACUGUCUACUUAGUACCAGUUACCAAGUUGUUUUUUUUUAAAAGGACAGUUGGAGAGAAAGAGUGGCGACCUGGCUAUAUACACGAGAGUUAUACUCAGCGGGCAGACUGUUCAAUAGAGUGUUACACAACAUGGAGUAUGUAGUGAGACACAAAAUGGGAAAUUGACAAGACUUCAAAUUUGGGAGCCAAGGUCACGAUUUGCAUGCAGUGACCAUUGUACAGCGGG
Molecule: messenger RNA, 4591 nt
Organism: Geodia barretti
Lineage: Eukaryota; Metazoa; Porifera; Demospongiae; Tetractinellida; Geodiidae
Source: the annotation of a GenBank genome assembly